Pelodiscus sinensis (Chinese soft-shelled turtle) is the source of this 4327-nucleotide messenger RNA. RefSeq names its product P-selectin-like. Gene Ontology annotation, biological process: cell adhesion; synapse maturation; regulation of protein kinase C signaling. NCBI's taxonomy places the organism in Eukaryota, Metazoa, Chordata, Testudines, Trionychidae. The record is from RefSeq and is a predicted model, not a curated record. Gene Ontology annotation, cellular component: neuronal cell body; endoplasmic reticulum; membrane.
CAAGACAGCCGAGCAGAGGGACACUCAGCAGUCUCCAGUCCAGGCUUGAGCGAGAAGGGAGGAGAGUGGAGGCUGGCAGGUCGGCACCAGAGAUGGCCAUCACCACAGGACUCUCUUCCAGCCCCAGGGCUUGGAGACGUGGCUGGACUGUCACCAGACUCCUGAGCUUUGCUGCCGCUAGCUGGGUGCUCGUGACUCAGGUGGAGGUGGGAGCCUGGACCUACCAUUAUGGUGACAAACAGGAUUACUCAUGGGAGCUGGCCAGAAACUUUUGCAGGACAUUCUACACCGAUCUCGUAGCAAUCCAGAACCAGAAGGAAAUUGCUCAUCUCAACAGUUCCUUGCCCCGCCAUAUCACAUACUACUGGAUUGGGAUACGAAAGAUAAACAAGGUCUGGACCUGGGUGGGUACCAGCAAGGCCCUGACAAAGGAAGCGGUGAACUGGGCUGCUGGGGAACCCAACAACAGAGGAAGGAACCAAGACUGUGUGGAGAUUUACAUCAAGAGGGAACGUGAGGCUGGAAAAUGGAACGAUGAGCCCUGCCAAAAGAAAAAGAGGGCGCUGUGUUACCAAGCGUCUUGCCAGCAUUCCUCCUGCAGCCAGCGUGGGGAGUGUGUGGAGACCAUCGGGAACUACACCUGUGACUGCUACCCUGGUUUCUACGGGUCUGAGUGUGAACACGCGUCUUGCCAGCAUUCCUCCUGCAGCCAGCGUGGGGAGUGUGUGGAGACCAUCGGGAACUACACCUGUGACUGCUACCCUGGUUUCUACGGGUCUGAGUGUGAACACGUUGUGACCUGCAAGAGCCUUGGCCCGGGGCCUGCCUGCAGCCACCCACUGGGGGAAUUUAGCUACAACUCCACAUGCACCUUCCAGUGCCCGGAGGGGUUCGAACUGCGAGGGCUGGACACACUGCAGUGCUUGGCAUCGGGGAACUGGACAGCAGUGCCUCCAGAGUGUGCAGCUGUCACGUGCCCAGCGCUGGCCGCCCCGGGCAGAGGCUGGUUAAACUGCACUCACUGGCAUGGAGACUUCGCGUAUAGCUCCACCUGUACCUUCUCCUGCGAGACGGGCUUUGUGCGGCGUGGAGCGGAGACGCUGGAGUGCACAGCCCUGGGACAGUGGACAGGGCCAGCCCCGCGCUGUGAAGCUGUCACGUGCCCAGCGCUGGCCGCCCCUGGCAGAGGCUGGUUAAACUGCACUCACUGGCAUGGAGACUUCGCGUAUAACUCCACCUGCGCCUUCUCCUGCGAGACGGGCUUUGUGCGGCGUGGAGCGGAGACGCUGGAGUGCACGGCCCUGGGACAGUGGACAGAGCCAGCCCCGCGCUGUGCAGCUGUCACGUGCCCAGCGCUGGCCGCCCCUGGCAGAGGCUGGUUAAACUGCACUCACUGGCAUGGAGACUUCGCGUAUAACUCCACCUGCACCUUCUCCUGCGAGACGGGCUUUGUGCGGCGUGGAGCGGAGACGCUGGAGUGCACGGCCCAGGGACAGUGGACAGAGCCAGCCCCGCGCUGUGCAGCUGUCACGUGCCCAGCGCUGGCCGCCCCUGGCAGAGGCUGGUUAAACUGCACUCACUGGCAUGGAGACUUCGCGUAUAGCUCCACCUGCGCCUUCUCCUGCGAGACGGGCUUUGUGCGGCGUGGAGCGGAGAUGCUGGAGUGCACGGCCCUGGGACAGUGGACAGAGCCAGCCCCGCGCUGUGAAGCUGUCACAUGCCCAGCGCUGGCCGCCCCUGGCAGAGGCUGGUUAAACUGCACUCACUGGCAUGGAGACUUCGCGUAUAACUCCACCUGCGCCUUCUCCUGCGAGACGGGCUUUGUGCGGCGUGGAGCGGAGACGCUGGAGUGCACGGCCCUGGGACAGUGGACAGGGCCAGCCCCGCGCUGUGAAGCUGUCAAGUGCCCAGCGCUGGCUGCACCAGGCAGGGGUCUGUUAAACUGCACUCACUUUCAUGGAGACUUCGCUUAUAACUCCACUUGCACCUUCUCCUGCGAGACGGGCUUUGUGCGGCGUGGAGCGGAGACGCUGGAGUGCACGGCCCUGGGACAGUGGACAGAGCCAGCCCCGCGCUGUGAAGCUGUCACGUGCCCAGCGCUGGCCGCCCCGGGCAGAGGCUGGUUAAACUGCACUCACUGGCAUGGAGACUUCGCGUAUAACUCCACCUGCACCUUCUCCUGCGAGACGGGCUUUGUGCGGCGUGGAGCAGAGACGCUGGAGUGCACGGCCCUGGGACAGUGGACAGGGCCAGCCCCGCGCUGUGAAGCUGUGAAAUGCCUAGCGCUGGACACCCCAGAGAGGGGCCAGCUAACCUGCUCUCAGUGGCAUGGAAACUUCACGUAUAAUUCCACCUGCGCCUUCUCCUGCGAGAUGGGAUUUGUGCGAACUGGACCAAACUUGCUGGAGUGCACGGCCCGAGGAGAAUGGACAGCGCACCCUCCGCACUGUGAAGUCACACGGUGCCCUGAGCUGCGAGGCCUGGAGCCAGUUCUUAUGAAUUGCUCCCACCCUCUGGGACCUUUCAGCUACAGGUCAGCAUGCCGCUUCCGCUGCACUCCGGGCUACUUCCUCAAUGGGACAAGCAGGGUGCAGUGCCAGCCAGAUGGGCAGUGGUCAGACAAGAUGCCUGCCUGCCAAGAAGAGGCCGCUUCUUAUUUCAAGCAAGUUCUGCUUUACAUGGGUGUUGGAGCUGUGGCCCUUGUGGCUGUGUUGCUGACAAGUAUACCCAUAGUUCUACUAAUCAGGCGUCUCAGUGACAAAGAGGAAACAAAAAGGCUGCUGAAUCCUACCAGUGACCUGGGAGCAGCUGGUGUCUUUACAAAUGCUGCGUUUGACUCCACUUUGUAAGCUAAAGUGAAAGGUGCCCCCAGGAAAGAAGAUCACUGGAAGUGAAAGGACCUGAAGAUGGUACUCGUGCCUCAAUCCUUUUAGAAGAUGUUUUUAUAGUUUACGGCUCAGAUUUGUCAUCCUCCAGUGCAAGAGUUCAUAGCGACUGACAGGGAUUAAACUAACCCUGGUACACACAUCCAGUUCUGAUCUGAAAUCUGAGCUUGUUCUCCUCUGACACUGGACUUUGGUUCACCAUCUAGUUGUAUCAUGUAAAGGUCCCCAAGAUAUUUUGUUAUUUCAUCCAUCUCCCUAUCUAAUGCUCUGAAAGGACCUCCAGACCUGGGGCCUCGUACCUAAACCCUCAAUCGCUCACUUGACCCAGCCUGACCAUCAUAAUAUUCAACAGUCACAAAGAAUUCCAUAUCUUCUAAGUGCUUGAGGAGUACAUUGUUACUGUUCUGCAAAGUGUCUGUCACCUCCUAAGGUAAAUUGGCUAAAUUGUGUAUUCCUUCUGCCUUGUUCUCCAGAAGUGCUUAUUAUGCACAGCAUAUGGGGUUUUUUGGAGUAUUGCUUUUUUUAUAAGUCAAACCUGAUGCUUUUUUGUUACUGGUGAACUAUGACAAGUUUUGUACAAUAGCUAGUAGUGAGACAAGUUAUCAAGUCUCAAGUUACCACUUGCCCUUCACAGACAUUUUCCAGCUUCUUGUCUUCUUUCUUUGCCUGUGCUGGUGGAUCAUGGUGUUGCCCCACCUGCACUGGAACAUCUUGCAGAAACAGAGCAGUUGGAGGGGACAGCCCUCUAAGAAAGAGACAGCUGGCUGGAACUUGAAGCUGUGUUGACUAGGGAACGGAGACACGAGACAAUGUUACAGAGGUUGCCAUUCUUUGCCUGAAUGUCUUCUUGAGAUUUUCAAGCUGGGAUCUUCCUCCUCACAAAAGCCUGGUAUGAUGAGCAAUAGCUCAGUAAGCAGACUUUGGAGGCUGACUUAUUCCCUUCAUUAAACUCAUACACCUUCACUAAUGCCAUUGGCUUUAGACAGGAAAACUUAAGCAUACAGUGAUUUGAUUUUUUUUUUCUAGGCAGCCUGUAUUAGUGUUUCUACAGGUUGAACCUCUCUAGUCCAGCACCCUGGGGAUGUGACUGGUGCAAACCAGAGAAUUUGCUGAACUAAGGGAGCUCAAUGCAGAGUGCCAGCAGGUCUCUACAGGCAGGGGAAGUAUGAGUGUGAGGCAAAGCUCAUGCUAAGCUGCAUGGCAGUGCCGCUGUCUAGCUGCUUAAUCAGCCCCACCUCGGGGCACAGGGCUGCCACGCACAGGGUUGCCUGGCUGUGGGAGGGACACCUUUUCCUCAGCUACAACUCCUCCCUGCUGGGGACGGAGGAGAGCGCCUCUCCCAGCCAGUAUGGAUGGGACAUUAGGAGGGAAGAGUCACUGGGGAGGGGAGUUUGGACAGCCCAUCUGAAGAGAAGACAGACUGCUCUCAUUAUAGGCAGCUA